AUGACUGAGAUGUCUUUAGGGGUGGGGAGAUUUUUGGAGUGGGGAGCUUUGGAUGCCAGGGGUGCAGUUGGAGGGGUGGUAGUAUUCUGGGAUAAUAGGGUGUUAGAGCUGAUGGGAAUGGAAGUGGGUAUUUUUUCCAUUUCUUGUCGUUUUAAGAAUGUUGAAGAUGGAUUCAGAUGGACUGUCUCAGGAGUGUAUGGUCCUACGUUGAGAAGAUACAGAGAAUUAUUUUGGGAAGAAUUAGGGGCCAUCUGUGGGCUUUGGAAUGAUCCAUGGUGUGUUGGAGGAGAUUUUAAUAUGAUCAAGUUUUCGAAUGAGCGCAGAAGAGGAGGCAGAGUGUCUUCUUCAAUGAGAAGAUUCUCGGAGGUGAUUGAUGAUCUGGAGUUGAGGGACCUCCCUCUUCAGGGGGGCCCGUUUACCUGGAGUGGAGGGUUGAACAGUCAAACCAUGUCAAGAAUUGAUCGUUUUUUGGUGACGGAGGACUCGGAGGGCUACUUUAAUGAGGUGGUGCAGAGUACUCUUCCUAGGCCAGUGUCGGAUCAUUUUCCCAUCCUAUUGGAUGGGGGAGGGGUGAGGAGGGGGCCUAUCCCCUUUCGGUUUGAAAAUAUGUGGCUUAAGGAGGAGGAGAAAUUGAAGGCCUUGAAGGUCAUCUUAAAAUCUUGGAACAAGGAUGUUUUUGGGAAGGUGGGAGUGAAUAAGAGACUGGCCUUGGACAAAGUGGAUUUCUGGGAUAAUCAGGAGAAGAGGCGUAUAUUAUCUAUGGAGGAGUUGGAAGCUAGAAAGGAAGCAAAAGGGGAUUUUGAAAAAUGGGUUCUCAUGGAGGCAAAAAUCAAGAGAAGUGUGAGGAGCAGGAAAUUAGGGGGAGGGAGGAGAGGGGGGGGGGGGGGGGGGGGGAGGAUUGAUGGUGAGGAGGCAGCUAGGUUGGAGGAGGCCUUUACAGAGGAAGAGGUCUUCUCUGCCCUCUCAGAUGUGAAUGGGGACAAGGCUCCUGGUCCAGACAGGUUAUCUCUCAGCUUUUGGCAAUUUAGUUGGGAUUUUGUAAAAGAAGAGGUUAUGGGCUUUUUGAAGGAAUUCCAUGAGUAUGGCAGAUUCGUAAGGAGUCUAAACUCGACUUUCCUGGUCCUUAUCCCUAAAAAGGCGGGUGCGGAGGAUCUUAGGGAUUUUAGACCGAUAAGUUUGGUAGGGGGGUUGUAUAAAAUGUUGGCAAAAGUGUUAGCUAAUAGGCUUAAGAAGGUCGUGGGAAAGGUGGUGUUUUCAGCGCAAAAUGCAUUCGUUGAAGGAAGACAGAUUCUUGAUGCUGCCCUAAUUGCCAAUGAGGCAAUAGACUCGAUGUUGAAAAGAAAUGAGAGCGGGGUGUUUUGCAUCUGGAUAUAG
Molecule: messenger RNA, 1374 nt
Organism: Vitis vinifera (wine grape)
Lineage: Eukaryota; Viridiplantae; Streptophyta; Magnoliopsida; Vitales; Vitaceae
Exons: 3
Coding region: 1-1374 (457 amino acids)
Molecular function (GO): catalytic activity
Source: RefSeq, a predicted model, not a curated record